ACCACCAUCUCCUAUCGACCCUCACUCUUUCUUCUUAGUCCUAUAUCUUUACUUUGACUACCUCACCGCUAUAUGGGAGUCAUGUCUGAAGAACCGGAAGACGUCAAGCCAAAACUCAGCCUGUCCAUCAACUACGAGGGCACGCCCAUCACAAUCAAAGUAAAGGGCAAUACACCUUUCAGGAAGAUCUUCGAAGCCGCAGAGAAACGCUUCGGCAAAGACCCAGGAACUUUCAAAUUCGUGUACGAUGGAGAACGAGUAAACGCGCAGGAUACACCUUUGUCGCGGGGUAUGGAGGACGGAGAUGUUAUUGACGCACAUCUAGAGCAGGUCGGUGGCAGUCUCUCACCAUGAGCUCAUUGACUGCCUCAGAGAUUAUCUUCCUUCGUGUCACCUUCGUCGCUUUUUCGACCUUCUCGUGGGCCUCUGUCUGCUUUGAAUCGUAUCUGUGAAGUACUCGUCAUGCGAGGGAGAGUUGUAUGACCAUACUUUACUUCUGCCUCGUUGCUUAUAUCUCUCUUUCUUCGUAUUGUUGGGCACCGAAGACCGCUACCAUUGCUCCUCUAAAUUAUACAUUCACAAAUACAAUCAGUUCCGGGCCACACAUAAUCUUCCUGUUCCGUUAGGUCUUAGAACAAGAGU
This is a messenger RNA of Stereum hirsutum FP-91666 SS1, 642 nucleotides long. RefSeq lists its product as uncharacterized. Gene Ontology annotation, molecular function: ubiquitin-like protein ligase binding; protein tag activity. The record is from RefSeq and is a predicted model, not a curated record. Bases 82 to 354 code for a protein of 90 amino acids. Lineage: Eukaryota; Fungi; Basidiomycota; Agaricomycetes; Russulales; Stereaceae. Gene Ontology annotation, cellular component: septin ring; nucleus. The transcript has 6 exons. Gene Ontology annotation, biological process: protein sumoylation.